AUGAACAUUGAGAGACCAGCUUAUACCAACCUCAAUCGCCUUAUUGGCCAGAUCGUCUCCUCCAUCACCGCCUCCCUCAGAUUCGUGGGCGCUGAAUGUCGACCUCCUGAAGUUCAGACUAACCUGGUCCCUUACCCCCGCAUCCACUUCCCUCUGAUGCCUACGCGCCAGUCAUCUCCGCCGAGAAGGCCUACCACCACGAGCAGAUCCGUCGCCGAGAUCCGCAAUUCCUGUUUCGAGCCAGCCAAUCCAGGAUCUUGUUCAAGUGGAGAGGGUCAACCAAGGCAGAUGAUGGGUACAGCAACUAUGGUGAAACAGCGGCCGACAGUGACAUCUUGUAUGACGUUCAAUGGGGUCAUGCAGUUGCUGGAGGAUCCCCGGGGGCGCUCUGGGGCUGUCAAUCUGGGACUUCAUGGUGUCACUUAA
Molecule: messenger RNA, 426 nt
Organism: Homarus americanus (American lobster)
Lineage: Eukaryota; Metazoa; Arthropoda; Malacostraca; Decapoda; Nephropidae
Product: tubulin alpha-3 chain-like
Exons: 4
Coding region: 1-426 (141 amino acids)
Biological process (GO): microtubule cytoskeleton organization; mitotic cell cycle
Cellular component (GO): microtubule; cytoplasm
Molecular function (GO): structural constituent of cytoskeleton; GTP binding
Source: RefSeq, a predicted model, not a curated record